Molecule: messenger RNA, 2138 nt
Organism: Anastrepha ludens (Mexican fruit fly)
Lineage: Eukaryota; Metazoa; Arthropoda; Insecta; Diptera; Tephritidae
Product: piggyBac transposable element-derived protein 4-like
Exons: 2
Coding region: 1285-1947 (220 amino acids)
Source: RefSeq, a predicted model, not a curated record
AAAAGAAGCAAAAGUAUGCGAGUUGGUCAGCCACAAUUGUUGCUGAUGUUGCAAAUUCAAUUAGCACGUUUUUGUUGCAAAUUUAACGUUGCUUGGCAUCUUCAUUAUUGUUUUUCGUUUUUGUAUUGAGGUUUUGCUGUCAAGCCGCAAAAAUAUUUGCUGUGAUUGCUGGCUAAAUUUUAUUACUUGCUUCUCAUUGUUUUCUCGCACUGGAACUUUUUUCUCCAAACUGUUAAAAGAAUUGUGGCUAAAGGUGAGGUUUCAACCUUUAAAAAAAUGUUCCCAAAGAGAUGUAAAAUUACGGUAUUAAGCUGAGUAAGCUACUCAAGAAAAAUCUAUGUUCUCACUGCCUAUGUUUGUACGCCCGGUUAAGUAACUCGACGCUCAUAAUUCAUUCUUAUUUAAAUACCCACAUUCCCAUGCAGUUGUUAUUGCAUCGAAACUACUCAACUCUGUUUCAAAACGGAGCUAAUUCAACAUUUUUUAGCCAAAGGAAAUGCUAUCUCAACAGUGGUAGUUGUUUUAAAAAUCUAAACCCUUUUUCAUAAUAUACUUCGAAGCACAGUCGCAACUAUAAAAAAAGAGACGUCUAUAAGCAAGUUUUGUAUUCUAGAGCAUUUGUACAGAUAAAUUAAUUUUUCCUUCAUUUUUGCAUAGUAGACAUCCCCAUUACCAAGUGAACAAAAAAAACCAUGAAACCAUGAACACUUACGUGAUCCUCUUAACAUAAAAAUACAGACAGGGGAUGGCCAAACAGAAAAGAUUCCACCCUCACUUGCCUACCCAUUACCGGAUCGUAUGGGCGUUGAGCAAAACUGUAUGGAAAAUCAGAAGCUUCCUGGAAAAGAGCUCAUUGGUAUUCCGUGUGCCACUUGCGAAUUGACACUUAACUCUUUCCGUCUCGGUGGUUAGCGUUGCUAACCACCUACUUUUUAUUUUUUUUACGACGGUUGGCGACAUCUAUGUUUUUAAUUUUGCACGAAUAUUUAUUAUUGCUUCCUUUUAAGUGAAAAGGGCGCUAGUAGCUAGAAAUACACCCACCACGUGUUGAGGAAAUUUAAAGUAAAAAUCCGUGGCCGCGCGUUUUUGUGAAAGCUAGAAGUAAAAAUUCAUAAUAAAUUCUAUAACGCAAUUUAUCGUUUGAUUUUUGUGCAAAUUUAGUUCUUGUGGUGUGUUUGAUACACAGUGGUUGCUUUCUUGGUGAAAUUUCGAUUAUUUUACGAAUAUUUUUUAUAAUCAGUGGUGGUUAGCAACAAUAACCACCGUGACGCAAUUAUUUCAAUAAUGCAACGAUCAUUGACGCAAAGGGAAAUUGAAGAAUGUUUGUAUGAAGAUUUACCUUCAGGACCUGAAAGUGAAGCCAGUUCCGAGUGGCCAGUGUCAAAAUCGAUAUUGGAUGUGUGUGGGGCAGAUGUACAGAAUAUCCAAGAAGAGCUAUUCGACGACGAGGAUGACAUACUAUUAUCAAACUUUCUACGUCAGAAUAAUAUUGUUAGCUCUACGACCUUGCAGCCUCCUAAAUGGAAAAGGACCUUCUCUAUGGAUAUACCUGGCGAGUUUGUUGAGAGUGUGGGCUUAGCUGAUCAUAUAAUCAGCUUGGAAGAUGUAACACCACUCCGACUGUUUCGCAUGUUUUGGACAGAGGACUUGGUUGAGGUCAUAAGCUUUCAAACUAACCUAUAUGCAACACAAGAAGGUAAACCUUUUUCUCCUACCAGUCCUUCUGAAAUACAAACUUUCUUGGCCAUAAAUAUGGUGAUGGGUAUAAAAAAGCUACCGAGUUACAAAGAUUACUGGUCUUCUGCUCCUGAUUUACGUGACUCCUACAUUUCCUCUUGUAUGCCCCUAAAUCGCUUCAGCUGGCUUCUUGGAUGCUUGCAUCUGAAUGACAAUAAUCUCAUGCCUGCUAGAACGCAUCCAGACUAUGAUAAGUUAUAUAAAGCCUAGCGUGCCUGCUGAAAUCCGCCAUGAGAGUAAUCGACACCAACCGCUUUGAGGCACACCUAGAAGAUGCGCCUUUUGAGUACCAAAAGCGUCCCUGUCCGCACAGUAUGGCAAUGCAGAACAUGCCACGUCCCACUUUGCCUCCGAAAAGGAAAGACAUGUUUUUCAGAUUUUCACAAGAAAUAAUUAUUUGU